UCUGGGUCUCGGGUCCGACUCUGGUGUCUGUCGUGUUGCGCACUUGUCCAACUUUGUUCUCCCCGGUGUGUGAAGACGCAGCGAGCUUUACCGGAGACAGUAACCGGUGCAGACUCUCAGCUCGUGGUGGAGUUUUAAAGAAAGUGAGUCUUUAAAACAAACAUCUGAAACUUUUUUUUUUCUCCUUCAGUUUUUUUUUGGGGGGUAAAAAAAUGGCAGACAGCGACCAGUCCGUCUCUUCCAGCAGCUCUCCGUUCUUCACGGAUGAAGUGCACCACUACCAGGCCGAACCGGAACCGGAGGAGCACCGGCCCGACAAAGACCUGUUCAGCAUGGAUGAUAUAGUGGAUUUAGUCGGCGGAGCUCAGGACGCUUUGGAGAGGCACAUAGCGGAGGACGAGACCACUGAAGUCCCAUUUACUCACCCAGAAGAGUCGGUGAAGUUCAUGGAGCCAGAGCCGGUGACGGUGUUGGAGCCGGAGCCAGAACCAGAACCAGAACCGGAGCCGGUGCCGGUGUCAGAGGUGGAGACACUAUUCCCUGACUCCUCCAGCUCCUCUUUUGUGCAUGACACGCCUUUAAUCGAGCCUGAAGUCAUUGCACCUAAAGCGGAACCAGAGAGCACCACCACCACCAGCACCAGCACCAGCACCAGCAGCACCAUCCUCCCCCCUCCACUAGAACCGGAGCCGGAGCCAGAGAGCCGAGCCCUCCCCGUACUGGAGCCCCGGAAAGCAGCGCCAUCCCCGGCAGAGGCUGCACAGCAACCUGCGGUGACGGAGGAAGCACCGGCUCCUGCAUCAUAUGUACCUUCUCCUUCUAAAGCUCAGCCUCAUCCUCUGAUGCAAUUCCCUACAGCAUUUGGGCAGAAGGGUGAUUCCCCUGCUCCCAUCUCUCCUCUCUCCCCUCUUCACUCCCCCGACUCUCUGGAGGAGCUCUCUCUGACCGAGAGUCCCAAUCAGCCCCCUUCUUCAGGAUCUGCUGGAUUCCUCGGCUCCUUCUCUACUGAACCCCCCACUAUUCACUCCAAGGACAUGCCUUGGGAGGAUGAAGAGGGUGACUCUGGACCGGGUCGUAGUAAGAAUAAGGAAGACCUCCCUGAUCCGUUAGGUGGUCCUUACCUGAGUUUAGGGAAAGACCCAGGGCCUCAUAAUCCGUGUGAAGACAGCGGAGUUUCCUUUUCACCUGAGGAGAAGCUGAUUAGCUCAGACAGGUCCUCCACUGGCCCCUCCCCUGUGACCCCCCAGAUGAUGGUCCCUGAGUCUCACCUUGCCUCCUCUAACCCAACAGAGCACUGGGAUUCAACAUACCUAUCAUCUCAAGACAACUCCAAGGUCUCCAUGGAUUCAUUCUCCAAGGAUACAGCCCCCAUUAGUCCCACCAGGUACGAGCCAGACCUGCACGGCAACCAGUCCGAUGAAGACGAUGACUUGAUGUACGAGGUGAAGAAGAAUAAUAACCCAUUUGAGGGUUAUUCCCCACUGGCAGACAGCGGCUACUCCCAUUUUGGAGACUCCAAGGCUGACAGCAGGGCGACUAAAAUGUCAGAGAGUCCCACUCCAGAUCUGGUCCAGUACGGGCAAUCUGGAGAAACCCAGGACAGCCCUCCAUCUUUCUUAGACGACGAGAAAACAUUUGAGACAGGCAAGAUGGCCGCUGACUCGCUCAUGCAGUCAGUGAGUCAGUUCUCAUCUGGUCUGAAAGAUGAUGAUGAUGAUGAAGAGGAAGAGGAAGAUUCUGCUCUGCCUCCAUCACUUCCAGACAUCCUGAAGUCUUCCCCGCUGAACCCGGAGAAAAUCGACUCCGGCUCCUCUGAGGGAAGCCCGGAAGAGCAGAGCCCCAUUCUUGAGCGGAGGAUGAUGGAGUCGCCCAACCCUCCAAUUAAUCUGUCGGUUAACAACCCGUUUGCUUUUGAUGCUAAAGUGUCCCUGCUGAAGGAGAUGGCAGAGCAGAUGGAGGUGAAGGCCACCGACAAAGUAAAGGAUGAAGACGACAAAAGCUUUGGUGCAUUCGAUCUUGUCAAAGAGGCUGAAGAAACCACUCCAACUAAGGUCAAAGAGGAGGAACCUGUCAAGAUUGAGCAGAAAGAUUGGUUUUCAAGCCAGGAUUCUCUGAAAAUGACCGAAAAGUUUGAGCCACUCGACUUCCAGAGCAAAAAGAGCCCCGCCGAGGAUUCAGAUUCUGAGUCGCCAACAGCAGACUCUCUGUCUCCAGUCCUGGAAGCUAUGGCCAAGAACCCGGCCAUCUUCCAGGUAGAAACCGAGAAGACCGACCUGAAGAUGGAUGAGGACGAGCCAGAGGUGGCCGAAGAGGUUUCUGAACAUGAAGUCUCAUCUGAGGAGUUCGAGUUCAUUGAGAGACCUCCCAGGGGUGUUAUUGAUGAGUUUCUUGAGGCUCUUGAUACCUCCAAGUUUGCCUCCUCCAAGAUCCCAGAGCUCGCCAUGGAUGAUGAUCUAAGCUUUGAGCAGAAAGACGUGGCUCCAUUUUCUCCUGCAGAAGUCUCACCCUCACCCCCUGAAGUCGAAGAAGCUGCAAGUCAGAGCUCCUACCGCCUCCUCACCCAGGCCUCCCCCCAGAAGAGCAAGGCAGAGCUGGAGAAGCUCGACAUUCAGCAGCCCCCACCCCAAGUAUCCCCACUCAUCCAUUCCCCUGUCCGCCAACCAGAGGAGGCGGUCGCUAAGAAGAGUGUGGAGGGCGGCAAAGUGUUUAAGAUGCCAAACGUGAACAUAAGAGCAGUGGUGGAUCUCCUCUACUGGCGGGAUGUGAAGAGCACAGGCGUGGUGUUCGGCGCCAUCCUGCUGCUGUUGCUCUCUCUGACGGUGUGCAGCAUCGUCAGCGUCUGCUCCUACAUCGGCCUGGCUCUGCUGUCCGUCACCAUCUGCUUCAGGAUAUACAAAGGCAUCCUGCAGGCCAUCCAGAAGUCAGAUGAGGGACAUCCAUUCAAGCAGUACCUGGACAAGGAGGUGGCGCUGUCUGAGGACAUGGUCCACAAGUACAGCGACAUUGUUCUGGCCAGACUCAACAAGACCAUGGGUGAGCUGAGGCGCCUGUUCCUGGUCGAGGACCUGGUCGACUCCAUCAAGUUUGCUGUGCUGAUGUGGAUCCUGACCUACGUUGGUGCCUUGUUCAACGGGCUCACCAUCGUUAUUCUGAGCGUGGUUGGAGUGUUCAGCUGCCCGAUCGUCUAUGAGAAACACCAGACUCAGAUCGACCACUACGUGGGUCUGGUCAACAACCAGGUCAAAGACGUUGUUGGAAAGAUCCAGGCGAAGGUGCCGGGGAUGAAACGCAAGGCGGAGUGAAGUGACGACGUGUCAGAGUUUGGAUUCAGGAAGUCCUGAGAGGAAGAUGGUUGGAUAGGAGGAAAGGGUGUGCAUGGGUGGGGGAGGGGCAGGGGAGGGUUGGAUGAGGAGGAGGAGAGGAGGGGUCUGGCGUGGACGCAGCCCUUCUAACUUUAUUUGUCAAAAUAAUAAAAACACUUUUUUUCCAGUUCAGAAUUCCUUUUUUUUUCUUUUUUCUUUUUUUGAUGUGUUUUCUGGAAAAGUUGGAAGCCGGUCGGAGUUCAGCACCGAGCUUCACGAAACAGAGCUGAUGAUUUACGUCUCCCCAACUUUUUUUUUUUUAAUACAGAUUUGAAAUGUUAGUUUCUGUUAAACUCACAGAAACACAUUUCCAAUGAGCGUUCCCUCUCCACGCCCGCCUUCAGGGUGUUUUUGUCAUUUCGAGUUUAUUUUCCCGCCGUCGAGCCGAGCGCAGACAUUUUUUGUGUUUCUUCGUCUUGUCGCUGCUGUUUCUGAGAAAGACGAGCGAGCCGCAAACAGCACCUCAUUUGUAUCUUUCUUUCUUUUCCUUUUUUUCGGUAUGAUUACUGAGUUUAGAAGUAUUUUGUGAUUUUACUGUUUUACUGAAAUACCGUCGUGUCCCUCAAGCUUCGAGCUCGUUUCCUCGGUAACCUGCUGCAUGGUUUCGCCUCGAUGCAACGAAUGACGGAUUUGAGAAUGACGUCUAUGACUCCUGAUGAGGCGGCGGUGGCGGGAGGGAAGGGAGGGAAGGGAAAGGGGGGGUGGGGGUUGUUCUACCAUUUAAAAACUUCAUCGCUUCUGAGUAACUCUAGCUAGAAACAUCUAGAAAACCUUUGCCAGACAAAUAAAACAUUAAUUACAUAAAAGUCGUUAUUUCCAUGUCAUUGCAGCUGUCUAGUGAUGAAAAACUCUGGAAGGAAAACACGUUUACAUUCAUCCACAUCAGAUAAAACAUUAAAAAAAAAAAGAAAAAAAAGAAAUGGGAUUUAAAGAAAAAAAUAACCAUACUGUCUGUGGAGCUGAUAUCUUAAUAAAGUUGCAACUUGAUGUGACUUUUGGGAAACCUUCAAGCAUUUGUUUGUUAUGCAAGUAUAAUUGUGAAUGAUAAAACUUCAUACUUCAAUUGUGACGAUAAAAAGCUUCCAGUUGGGAGCCGUGUUUGUGGAAUGCAUUGUGAGAUGUAAACAAUUAUCAAUAAAGCUUCUAGACGAAGAAA
Messenger RNA from Scomber scombrus (Atlantic mackerel), 4518 nucleotides. RefSeq names its product reticulon-4-like. Gene Ontology annotation, biological process: brain development; neuron differentiation; endoplasmic reticulum tubular network formation. NCBI's taxonomy places the organism in Eukaryota, Metazoa, Chordata, Actinopteri, Scombriformes, Scombridae. The transcript is spliced from 9 exons. The record is from RefSeq and is a predicted model, not a curated record. Gene Ontology annotation, cellular component: neuron projection; postsynaptic density. Bases 213 to 3302 code for a protein of 1029 amino acids.